CGCUGCCAACCUCAGAUUGAUCUGCCCUUAUUACUCUUGCCCACCCUGUGAACUCACAUGCGCCUCCACCGACUGUGCUGGGACCUCGGCACGCUGUUGAAUGUGCUCGUUUGUUUGCAUCUGAGGUGCGCAACAGCCAUGAGCGAGCGAGCGAGCGAGCAGGUUUCCACAGAGACCUUCUGGCUCCCGCGUCGGCCCCAGCUAGUUUCUGGCUAGCAUCCAUCCAUCCUUAUCGGCACGGAAAUAUCUACCAACAGCUUCCAGGGAAAGGCCCGUAAGAUAGCAGCCGGGACCAGUUGCUCACACCCCUGGGCAGCCCGACUGAUCACUGGCCACGCGCUGCUAAAAUUGAAACGGACCGAACUCGGUCGUGUUUGAAACAUCCGGGAACGCUGAUCCAGGCCAACAUCGACCGCGGUCCCAUCGGACAUUUUGGGGUUUCUUUUUGGCACGAGGGCCAUCAGUACCCAUAUACCUUGGUCGCCCGUCGGCCAUUUAGCCCGCAUAGCACAUAGCACUUACCUCUCAACCUUCCAUCCUGGCUUCGGACCAGUUGACACGGCCAAGCACAACAAUGGCCGACGGAAAUUUUAGGCCCGCGCUUCUGGUGGUAGAUUUCCAGGAGGACUUUUGCCCACCGAACGGCUCCCUGGCCGUCGCGCACGGCCGGGACAUCGCGCCCGUGGUCAACCAGCUGCUCUCGGCGUCGGGCCUGGUGCUCCGCGUGGCGACCAGGGACUGGCACCCGCCCGAUCACGUGUCGUUCGCGGCCAACCACGCGGGCAAGCGGCCCUUUGUCGACACGGCCACGGUCGUGAACCCGCUCAACGCGGCCGAGACGUACGAGACGCGCCUCUGGCCCGUCCACUGCGUGCAGGGCACCGGGGGCGCCGAGCUGGUGCCCGAGCUGGACCGCCGCCGCGUCGACGCCGUCGUCGACAAGGGCACGCGGCCCGAGGUCGAGAUGUACAGCGCCUUCCACGACCCGCUCGCCCGCCCGCGCGUCAGCGACUCCGGCCUGGCCGCGCUGCUGCGCGCCGCCCGCGCCACCCACGUCUACGUCGUCGGCCUGGCCGCGGACUACUGCGUCAAGAGCACGGCGCUCGACGCCGCCGCCGAGGGCUUCGUGACCUGCAUCGUCGAGGACGCCACCCGGCCCGUCGACCCGGACGGCUGGCCCGCCGUCCGCGACGAGAUCCGCGCCGGGGGCGUCGCCGUCGUCGGCGUCAACUCGCCCGAGGUGGCGCGGCUGAGGCUGGGCGCUGCGCGGAUUUGAACGAGGGACUGCUGAGGUUCUGAGAUUAUGCCUGUCUGGCUCUAUGUGUUUUUUUUUUACCAUCUAUCCAUAGUUUGCCCCUUAUGGGAUCAGCCAUGUUGGGCAAAACCCCGUCCCAAAGCGAUCAGCUGCUCGCUCACACGGUAGCAGAUAUUUCCAUGAAUUAUCACCAUCCUCAGUUCCAAAAAUAAACCCCUUAGCCUGGCUUUCACAA
This is a messenger RNA of Gaeumannomyces tritici R3-111a-1, 1490 nucleotides long. RefSeq lists its product as hypothetical. The transcript has 2 exons. The record is from RefSeq and is a predicted model, not a curated record. NCBI's taxonomy places the organism in Eukaryota, Fungi, Ascomycota, Sordariomycetes, Magnaporthales, Magnaporthaceae. The coding region runs from base 575 to 1276 and encodes 233 amino acids.